Molecule: messenger RNA, 2279 nt
Organism: Paramuricea clavata
Lineage: Eukaryota; Metazoa; Cnidaria; Anthozoa; Malacalcyonacea; Plexauridae
Source: the annotation of a GenBank genome assembly
AAUCUGACACAGAAAGAACAUUAUUUACCUCAACGACAGAUCAGGCGCCAAUUCCAGUUGAAGGAACUGUCACAUUUGCAGUAGUUAUUGUAAUUGCUGAAACAUUCGUGCCCGAACUGCAGAACAGGGGAAGUCAGGCUUUCAGAAUUUUGAGAAGUAGAUUCCUCGAAUUCUUGAUUCGAAUAUACCAAAAUAGACGUGGUUUUAUUGGCAUAAUCUUUAAUUCAUUUUCCCAAGGAAGUGUUGUUGCAGAUAUUGAAAUAUUAUUUAAUUCCACCCAACCAAUUCCGACUGUUGAGGAAGUUCAAUCACCAAUCGCCGAAGCAAGAGAUAAUGGAUCGGCGCCGUUUAAUAUUUCAAGUUUACAAGUCACGAAAAAGGGCGAGUCACAAGAUGGAUUCGAAACAUGGAAGAUUGGUGUCACUGUAUGUCUUGCCUUCGUACUUCUUCUUCUUAUUUUUAUUUCAGCUGUGGUGAGUAUUAGUUUUACUUUGGGAAGGUUAAAUGCGGACAAUGCACUUUUUGAUAGUGCGGCCAGCAUGUAUGUCAACAGUAACAAGACAAAAAGGACAAUACAACUAAAGAAAACAUUUUGUGUGGAAGGAGGAACAAAUAGGGUUUCCUUUUGUUUCAGUUUGUGCAAAACCAAUCACAAAACAUGUAAAAAGAAAAGGUGUAAAAUUGUAAUUGGUUGACAAGUAUUGAAAUGAACAUUAAACUGCCUUUUCGAAUUCCGUUCGAAUAUUUAGAAGAUUGUCACAUACAAUGUGAACCAAAAAAUUUGUUCCCUGACAGCAGCCCUACAUGAUAUGAAGAGAACGCUAUUUAUUUCCUAUUUAAAUCCGUACCACACAAAACAACACCAAUCGUAACACACCUUUUCAUAACCCUUAGAAGUAGUCACUAGACGCAAAAAUAUCUUGCAUGGAAAAAAUAUCUUGCAUGGAUAGAAUCUCCUCCCAUGAUAAAUCUAUGUCCAUGCCAUUUUCGUAUCCCUCCACUUUUGAUAUUUCGAAAACGAAUGCAAAUUUAUUAUUUAGAUACUCAACUUUUCCGAAAAAAUUUACUUAACUUCAGCGAAAACUCGUUUCGCAAUGCAUAUUAGCCAAUCACAAAAAGCAAAACGAUUUUCUCACACGCCAGAAAAGUCCAAUAUUAAAAAUGAGACAACGAUGACAUAUGAAUAAAUUUACUCUCACGGGAGGAAUAUAUUCCCGCCCUUUAGUUUGACUUUGUUUCUGAACAUAGACCUUAUAUUUUCUUGCUUUUUUUUUCUUGUUUGAAUGAAUUGUAUGCCUUAUGUGGAGGAUUGGAAAUAUACGUACGUUAACAUUUACUGUUUCAUAAGAACUAUGAUUUUAUAUGAUUCAGUAUAAAUAUCAGGUAUUUCUUCAACAAUGACGAACACAUAAAAAAUGGCGAGUUCAACAGCCUGUCCUACACUAACAAUUGCGACUUCAAUUAGCCAUUCCGAAGUUGAUGAAUGGACUGGGGACGAGUGUUAAAAAGUGCCCAAAUUACGAAAUGAACCAAAUCACUAAAAAGACCACCUCAAAAUUAGUAAGUAUACAAAGUCUAAAGACGUUUACAUGAAUACCCGGCCCUUCGAAUAAUAAGCUUUCGAAAAUUGUGAAAUUGACUGCUGAUAAAAAGAUUGUUUUUGGGACGCGCGUCGCCGAAAACAAAAAUUACAAUACAUUUUAUAGUAAAUAUCACGAUUUUCGAAAGCUUAUUAUUCGAAGGGUAUUUAUUAAUAUGAACUUCUUCAAACUUUGUAUACUUACUAAUUUUGAGGUGGUCUUUUUAGUGAUUUGAUUCAUUUCUUCAUUUGGGUACUUUUUAACACUCGUCCUCAGUCCACUCAUCAACUUCGGAAUGGCUAAUGGAAGAAAAAACUUGGUAUCUGUAUUGUAUUUUUCUCGCUCAUUGCAUUCACUCAUUCGCUUUCUAAAACCAAAUUAGCGCGUGCGAAAAUACCAUAUGCCUGCACUUUCUGUGAAGAAACGUCUAUAUCUACAUCCACCCUCGUUUUCUGUGUCGUUUUAUGAAUCUUUCACUGGUGAACGAUGUGUUUUCAUAUUUUGCAGGAAUAGUAUGCAUUUAUUUUGUCGUUACUUAUGAAAGGAUCUUCUAGGAAAAAAAUGCUUUUUUGAUUGCAGGUUAUUGUUAAUGGAAGCAAAGGAAAACAGGCACGAUCUAACUUGAAAAAUCGUAGAAAUAGCUUUGACUUGGAUUUUGAUCUCUUUUCUUCUGAUGGUGGUAAAUUUAAUGCUAUUCCG